AGACAGUUUUAUUUUAAAGUUCGAAAUAUACAAUUUUUUAAAUUACACUAGUUUAUUUAAAACACAAUGUCAAACACUAUAACGGAAGAAGAAAUUAAUAAAGAAAAACCCAUUAAAAUUGGUCCUAAAAGACCUCGCUUACUUCAAAGUUACAAAAAAAUUCCAAAAGAGAAAACUAUAGUUGAAUCUGAUAAAGAAACAGAUGGAACGGUAGAAGAGGAAGAGAAUGUAGAAGAUGAUGAACUACUGGAUUUAAAUUUUUCAGGAUGUACUAGUGAGGAGUUGCUAAAUAAAAGAACGAAAUCUUUCACUUGCUUUGCACAACUAGUUUUAUCUAGCAGCUCCCUGUUAAGAAAUAUAAAUUAUGCUUUUCCUAUUUUAAAAGAUCCUGGAAUAGACGAUGCAUUUAAUUAUGUUGAACCUGUACCUGUCUACGACGACAUUGGAGUACAGAAAUAUAUAAAUAUUUGUAAGGAACUUAACAUUGUACCGCUCAGAAGAGUAAAAAAUACUCUUAGCAGUAAACGUAUGAACUUAAAGUUUUACGGUUUGAGAGAAAAACAAUUACAAGCUAUUAUGGACACGCUUACAGGAAAUCACUACGUAGAAACACUAGUUUUACAAGACAAUUUUUUAACGACAAAAAUGGUCGGAUUAGUUUGCAAAAUGAUCGAAGAAAACGGUACCAUUCGUGUUUUAAAUAUGCAAAAGUGUAAUAUUGGAGCAGAUGGCGCCGUGUUACUUAAUGAAUCUUUAUCAAACUCCCAAUUCCUUACUGAAUUGGAUCUAAGUUGCAACAAUUUAGGUGAUACAGGGAUCAGAAAUGUCCAACAAGGCCUGUGUGACAUGCCCUCCUUGAAAGCAUUAAAUCUUAGCAAUAAUAAACUAACAGGAGAAUCAGCUGAUGCAAUUGAAAAAAUAAUUGUUAACAAUAAAGUGUUGUCUGAAUUGAAUUUAUCAUGGAAUGAAUUUUACACAGCAAUAGGAAACAGAUUAAUAUUUAGAUCUCUUCGAAAUACAGAUCGUUUACGUGUUUUAAACUUAUCUUGGAAUGGAAUUACUGCAUCGAAUGCUGUUAGUUGGCUCUGCAGAUAUAUAAGAAGGUCGAGUGUUUUAGAAGAAUUAGAUCUAAGCUGGAAUAAUUUUUCAGAGCGAGCUUCGAAUUUAAUAAAGAGAGCUGUAAAUAGAAAUAAAUCAUUGGUCACCGUUAAAAUAGGAAACAUAUAAUGUAAUUCAUACUACUAAGUACAUAAGUAUACAAAUGACACACAGUUUGUGACAAAAAAAGUUUGAAAAUA
Molecule: messenger RNA, 1298 nt
Organism: Diabrotica balteata
Lineage: Eukaryota; Metazoa; Arthropoda; Insecta; Coleoptera; Chrysomelidae
Source: the annotation of a GenBank genome assembly